AUGGAAAGCUUGAAGGACGAAAAGUCACGCGACAACACCGUCGACAUCGACACCGAGGCUGCAGUCCCCAGAAGUCAUGCUGCCUGGUUCGGUGGCAACGGAGUCUACGUUGGCCCUCGCAUCGGUCCCGUCAUCAAUGGAAGCGCCUCCGAUUCCGACACGGAUGACAGUAGUUCUGCCAUCCUCAACAAGCAGCUUGCCCAAGAAGACGGAUGUGCCAUACAAUACCGCACCUGCAGCUGGCAGAAGACUGCCGCUCUGCUGUUCUCCGAGUAUAUCUGCCUUGCCAUAAUGAGCUUUCCAUGGUCCUAUAGUGUCCUUGGACUUGUGCCUGGCCUGAUCUUAACUGUUGUGGUUGCUGCCUUUGUCCUCUACACGUCUCUUGUGCUUUGGCAGUUCUGUCUGCGUCACCCCGAGGUUCGCGACGUGUGCGACAUUGGCCAGAUGCUGUUUUGGAACAAGAAGUGGGCCUGGUAUGCUACGGCUUUCAUGUUCUUGUUAAACAAUACUGGCCUCCAUGUGCUUGUUGGUGCUAAGUACCUGAACACCAUGACCGAGUCCGACAGCAUUGCCUGCCGCACCGUCAGCUUUGGAGUGGUCAUGUUUCUUCUCUGCUGGCUGUGCUCGCUGCCUCGGACCUUUAGCAUGUUGUCCAAGCUAGGAACUGCUUCUGCUCUGUUUACUUUCGUGUCUGUUCUGCUGGCCACCAUCUUUGCCGGCAUUGAGAAGCACCCUGCGGGCUACGACCCACGCCCAUCUUUCACUGCCGCUGAUGGCACGAAGGCCGUUGGGGGUAAUCCUAUCGUCACGGCCAUUCCUGUAGCCGGUACCACUUUUGUGGCUGGUCUCAAUGCCUUUAUGAACAUCAGCUACACGUUCAUCGGACAGAUCACCCUCCCCAGCUUUAUCGCCGAGAUGAAGAACCCCAGAGAAUUUCCCAAGGCACUAUGGGCCUGUACUAUUGCCGAAAUCAUCGUCUUCAGCAUAGUCGGCAGCGUUGUCUAUGCAUAUACCGGAAACCAGUAUAUGACCGCACCAGCCUUUGGUUCCCUGGAGCCGCUCUACAAGAAGGUCGCCUUCUCCUUUAUGAUUCCGACGCUUAUCUUCCUGGGCGUGCUCUAUGCCUCUGUGUCUGCUCGAUUUGUCUUUUUCCGAAUCUUUGACAACACUCGCCACAAGAGCGAGCACACUGUUCUUGGCUGGUCCGUCUGGGCCCUCAUUCUGCUGGCUACCUGGAUCCUUGCAUUUAUCAUUGCAGAAGUCAUUCCCUUUUUUUCGGAUCUUCUGUCGCUUAUGUCGUCCUUGUUCGACAGCUUUUUUGGUUUUAUUUUUUGGGGCGUGGCCUACCUACGCAUGCGCAAAGUUGACGGCGGCUUGGAUUUCGUCAAGGAACGGAAUGUCAGCGGAAUACUGCUCGCCGCUCUGAACGUUUUCAUCAUUUUGAUCGGCUUAUUUUUCCUCACUGCAGGAACGUAUGCAAGUGUACAGAGCAUCGUUGACGCGUUUGAUGCGGGUCAAGUAGGCGGCGUCUUUAGUUGUGCCAGCAAUGGACUGUAG
Grosmannia clavigera kw1407 is the source of this 1557-nucleotide messenger RNA. RefSeq names its product amino acid transporter. The record is from RefSeq and is a predicted model, not a curated record. Lineage: Eukaryota; Fungi; Ascomycota; Sordariomycetes; Ophiostomatales; Ophiostomataceae. The coding region runs from base 1 to 1557 and encodes 518 amino acids. The transcript has 9 exons. Gene Ontology annotation, molecular function: amino acid transmembrane transporter activity. Gene Ontology annotation, biological process: amino acid transmembrane transport. Gene Ontology annotation, cellular component: vacuolar membrane.